This is a messenger RNA of Uranotaenia lowii, 1542 nucleotides long. Its product is annotated as matrix metalloproteinase-19-like. The transcript is spliced from 2 exons. Gene Ontology annotation, molecular function: metalloendopeptidase activity; zinc ion binding. The coding region runs from base 23 to 1294 and encodes 423 amino acids. NCBI's taxonomy places the organism in Eukaryota, Metazoa, Arthropoda, Insecta, Diptera, Culicidae. The record is from RefSeq and is a predicted model, not a curated record. Gene Ontology annotation, cellular component: extracellular matrix. Gene Ontology annotation, biological process: proteolysis.
GACUCGUGAAAGGUUGUAAAGAAUGGCGCAUGCCGUCUUAGCUCUUACAGUGCUUUUGUGCGUGAUAAUCGGUUUGGUUGAAGGAGCGGCCUUAUUCGUGGGGCGGCCCUACUAUGAUGAAGCUUUCUAUCCGAAAGAUUUUGAUGGCGUUGUCAGUAAUCUAGAACUUGCAAAAGUAGUGCCAUGGAACAAAACGACGCUGACCUACAGGGUUAUGAACUAUCCGUCACGGAUGCCUUCGACUGCCAUCAGGGAAACCGUUCGGCGUGCUUUUGACUCGUGGAGUAAAGUGACUAAACUGGAUUUUGUGGAACAAACGCGUGGUCCAGCCAAUGAGCUAGAUCUUCAGCUGAGUUUUGAAGCCCAGAAUCAUUAUCGGCGGGGAGUUCCUUGUAUGUACAGUAGAGAGCAAACGGUGGCUCACGCUUUUCUUCCUGAAGACGGUGAUAUUCAUUUCAAUACAAAGUAUUUCUUCGAUGGAGAAACAACUUUGGAUCAGUUUCUCAACACCGCUAUCCACGAAAUUGGUCAUUCCCUGGGGCUUUUGCACACCGAAUCUCAUGAUUCUAUCAUGUAUGCAUCACAGACGAUAUUUCAGGAGCCUCAGCCAGCCGAUAUUGUGGCUAUUCGAAAAUUGUAUGGAAUACGUUCCGGCCCCGAAAAACAACCUCCGCCAGCAACUACGGAGCCUCCUACGGUUCAAACGGAAAGGCCAAGAACCAAAACCAACCUUUGUGCUCUCAAAUCGUACGACACCAUUCUUCUGGAUCAUCGAGGACACGUUUGCGUAUUGGCCGGAGCUUUCUACUAUAACCUCAACGAAACCAAUCCUCCACCACGGAAGCUGAACGCCAAAUGGCCGGGUCUUCCGAAAGGAGUCGACACGGCAAUCACCUAUCUCGACAAGAAAACCUACUUCUUCAAGGGUGAUCAAUACUGGAAGUACAGCAAAAUUAAGCUGGAACCCAAAUAUCCCAAACCGAUGGCCACCGGAUUUCCUGGGGUUCCUAUUUCGAUGGAUGCAAUUCUACUGGCCACAACUGGCGGUGGAUUUCACGCUUUCAAAGAGCACCAAUACUGGUUCUACGAGCUGGGCAAGGAAAAACCGGUCAAGCAGAACUAUCCAAAAUCCAUCACUGAUCUGGCGGGAUUCCCCUCUCGACUGGACGCUGCCCUCGUGACGGCUGCAGGGCGUAGGUUCAUCUUUCGCGGCAUGCAAUAUUUCGAGGUGGGCGGCAACGAGCGGAUCAUUGAUGGGCCCAGAGAUGUCCGAAGGGAUUGGUUCAACUGCUAGCUGCUAGUAACAUUCCAUUUAUCUCACUUAUUAGUAAUUCUCAGUCUGUCGUGCGUGAGUCAUGGUAGCCUCUCAAUCAAAUGUGUUCCUAAUUUACAAUCGGUAGAAUACUGAGCUCCGUUGAAAACAAUUAGACGGCGCAACUAGUUCUAGCAAAGUCAUUAAUCAGUAUCGUAGAAGUAAGGUAUUUAUUUAAUAGUACUUAAGUCACCUUUAUACAGAGAAAUUAACACAAGACAAUAAAUGAA